Molecule: messenger RNA, 1581 nt
Organism: Gekko japonicus
Lineage: Eukaryota; Metazoa; Chordata; Lepidosauria; Squamata; Gekkonidae
Product: adenylosuccinate synthetase isozyme 2-like
Exons: 13
Coding region: 1-1581 (526 amino acids)
Biological process (GO): 'de novo' AMP biosynthetic process; IMP metabolic process
Cellular component (GO): cytoplasm
Molecular function (GO): GTP binding; adenylosuccinate synthase activity
Source: RefSeq, a predicted model, not a curated record
AUGUCCUCUGGUGUUUCGUCUGAUUACAUGGAGGAAGAAAACUAUCCCUUUGCAGCAGCCAAGUGUGGUUGGUUCAGUGACUGGGUCGGCUUUUCCCCUUUCCUCCGUCGCCGCUGCUGCACAUGGCGGGAGCGAAGAGCGCGGGAAGCGGGGGCCUGUGGGGGCCGGCUGAGCGGCGGGGACGACGGCCCGGAGGAGAAGCGGCUGCGGAUCGGGCCCGUCCCGCAGGCACCGUCGUGGCCCGGGCCCCCGGGGAACCGCGUGACUGUGGUGCUGGGGGCGCAGUGGGGGGACGAGGGCAAAGGGAAGGUGGUCGACCUGCUCAGCCUCGACGCGGAUCUCGUCUGCCGGUGCCAGGUGAGUAGAGCAGAAGGGCGUCUCGGGGCGCUGGUCCUCAUGGAGGAGGAGGAACAAUCCUGGAUCGUCGUUAUGGGAAAGGGGAGCGAGAAUUGGGGGAUCAAGGGAGGCAACAAUGCAGGCCACACUGUUGUGGUGGAUUCGGUUGAAUACAACUUCCAUCUCUUGCCCAGUGGAGUAAUCAACCACAGCGCCACGUCAUUCAUUGGUUUGGAAGGUUGGGAGUCUCGGACAGUGAUUUCAGACCGCGCCCACCUUGUGUUCAAUUUCCACCAGGCCGUGGAUGGGAUCCAGGAGCAGCAGAGACAGCAGCAAGGUGGCAAAAACCUUGGCACAACCAAGAAGGGGAUCGGCCCUGCGUAUUCCUCCAAGGCUUCACGGACUGGCCUGCGCAUCUGCGAUCUGUUGGCAGAUUUUGAUGAGUUCUCCAAGAAGUUCAAGGUCUUGGCUCAGCACUACAAAGCGACAUACCCAUCUCUCACCAUUGACACGGAUGGUGAACUGCAGCAACUGAAGGAAUAUGCGGAGAAGAUCCGCCCGUUAGUGAAGGAUGGUGUUUAUUUCAUGUACCAGGCCCUACAUGGUCCAGCCAAGAAGAUCCUUGUGGAGGGGGCAAAUGCUGCAUUGUUGGACAUAGACUUUGGUACCUACCCGUUUGUGACCUCCUCCAAUUGCACCGUGGGGGGUGUCUGUACGGGCCUCGGCAUCCCUCCGCAAUACAUCGGCAAGGUGUAUGGCGUGGUGAAAGCCUACACUACCCGGGUUGGCGUUGGGACGUUCCCCACAGAGCAGGACAAUGAGAUAGGAGAGCUGCUGCAAUCCCGGGGGCACGAAUUUGGCGUGACCACAGGCCGGAGGCGCCGCUGCGGCUGGUUGGAUCUUGUGCUGGUGAAAUAUGCCCACAUGAUCAAUGGAUUCAGCGCCCUGGCCGUGACCAAGCUCGAUAUCCUGGAUACCUUUGAGGAGAUCAAAAUUGGCGUGGAGUACCGGCUGGACGAGAAACGCAUACCUUAUUUUCCAGCAAACCAGGAGCUCCUCAACAAGGUGACCGUGGAGUACAAGACACUGCCCGGCUGGCAGUGCAGCACCGAGGAGGCCCGCAGCUUCAGCGACUUGCCCCCCCAUGCCCAGGGCUACAUCCGAUUCAUCGAGGAUUACCUCGGGGUGCCAGUGAAGUGGGUCGGAGUGGGGAAAUCCCGCACGUCCAUCAUCAAGCUUUUCUGA